Adineta ricciae is the source of this 861-nucleotide messenger RNA. The record is from the annotation of a GenBank genome assembly. Lineage: Eukaryota; Metazoa; Rotifera; Eurotatoria; Adinetida; Adinetidae.
AUGAAAGCCAGAUCACAUGCUUAUAGUAAUGGCGAGCCAAUGAGUACAGCAUUGAUCGAAAGUGUCUUAUCUCGAACUAAACGUUUUCUAUUUAAAAUAGAUCACAAACGAAGUAAACAUAUGCGUGCAAUGCGCAAGAUUCUUCGAGAAAAAUUAGCCAAAAAAGAUGAAGUGAAACGACUCGCAUCUUUAAAACAAGACAAUCUAAUUCCAUCAACUGUGCCAAUUCCAGAGCGUACAGCAAACGACGAAGAGAUGCAAGUCGGCGGUAGUGGCACAUCGGAGUUCAACAGUCGAACGUUGAAGAACAAAGAUGGUCAAUAUCCUUCAUGGUUAAGCGGUCGUCAACGAAAACACCUUCAAGCUAAGCAAGCAGUACAAAAACGAAACGAAAAACAAAAGAAGAUGAAGAAAAACGCAGGCAAGGUCACAAAACGCAAGAAAACUCAAACAAAGAACAAAGCCGAAGCUAUAUAUUUGUCUUCAACCAUAUUCCGACAAAUCUUUCGUCGUUUAACAUCAGCCGGUGGUUCCGGUGACACUGGCAUAGCUGACAAAGUCCAGCAAUUAAUCACCGGUCACAAAGUGAUUGUUUUCUCUAAAACUACUUGUCCUUACUGCAUCAAAGCUAAACAAAUUCUUAGUAAAUAUAAAUUAAAGGAUUACAAAGUGAUCGAACUCGAUGAAAUCGAUCAUGGAAAUGAGUAUCAGAACGUGUUAGGUAAACUGACUAACGCUCGAUCGGUUCCGCGGGUAUUCAUCGCUGGGGAGUGCAUUGGCGGCGGUGAUGAUACGGAACGAUUAGACCAGAAUGGUGAUUUGGAGAAACGAUUGAAAAAAGUCAAUGCGAUUGAAAAGUGA